AUGGGCGCUCGCGCUUGGCUCGGCCAUGGCCGGGACCUCGCGAUCGCCAGAGCUGCCGGCAGUGGCGAGAACGGCGGCGGAGCUGGCUCCUCCCGCGUGGCAUCGGCUGGACUCCUGCGCGAGACCGGGGCCGGAGGACAGGCACGGCGGGCGCGGGCGGCCCUGCUGCCUCGCCGGAGCCGGGUGGGCGCGGCCUCUCCGGAGCUGGGUGGCGAGCUGGCUGGGCGUCGGAGCCUGCAGGUAGCCGCAGAGUCCAAGGCCACACCCCCGACGGAGGCCAAUGGGAGCACGCAGCAGUACUCCAUGUUCUUCUUCCUCCCGGACACGCGUGACGGCCUCUCGACCAUGGUGGACAUGGUCACCUCGUUGCUAGCGUACCUGUACGGCAUAUUGGCCGAGAUGAAGGAGAGGCCUGUCAGCAUCAAGCUGCCCAAGUUCGCAAUCACCUUCAGCUGGGGUGACCUCAAGGGCGACCUCAGUCAGCUGGGCCUCUCGCUGCCGUUAUCGCCGGAGGCUGCCGACCUGAGUGGCAUGUGCAAGGGGGACGAUGGAGACCAAGUAGUCACCGGCGCUGCACGGGGGCCGACGUUCCUGUCCAAGGUUGCGCACACGGCGGUGGUCAAGAUGGACGAGGUGGGAACCGAAGUUGCCUGCGUUUGA
Molecule: messenger RNA, 660 nt
Organism: Miscanthus lutarioriparius
Lineage: Eukaryota; Viridiplantae; Streptophyta; Magnoliopsida; Poales; Poaceae
Source: the annotation of a GenBank genome assembly